Molecule: messenger RNA, 1065 nt
Organism: Ipomoea nil (Japanese morning glory)
Lineage: Eukaryota; Viridiplantae; Streptophyta; Magnoliopsida; Solanales; Convolvulaceae
Exons: 3
Coding region: 320-901 (193 amino acids)
Cellular component (GO): intracellular anatomical structure
Source: RefSeq, a predicted model, not a curated record
UUUGGGUCAGAAAGUCAUGGAGUUUGGUUUUGACAGUAGAAAAAUGGGAGUGAAGACAACCUCGUAUCGGAAAAAAGUGUACUAAGAAAUUGUGCAGUGAUUAGGCCCUUUGCCAACCGUCAUUUUCUCCAACCACCCGAAAAGCCGCAUUGUUGGACUCCAACAAGGAACAACCUGAGACUCCGAGAAUAGGAUAGGAUGGGAUAGGAGUAAGAAAAAAGGUAAAGGUAAUCUAGGAAAGCCUAAGUGAAACCUUUGUCCUCUGAUUGAUUACACUGUCAGAAGCAAUCUCAAUUCUCAAUUCUCAAUUCUCAAUCAAAUGGAUUCAACUGUCUCGAAGCUUGUAGCUAAACUGGAUCUGAAGUCGCACCCAGAAGGCGGCUUCUAUUCUGAAACCUUCAGAGACUUCUCCGUGCACCUCUCUAAAUCUCAUCUCCCCCCUACUUACAAGGUUGAUCGACCUGUGAGUACAUCUAUUUACUUCUUGCUGCCUUCUGGGAGUGUUUCUCACUUGCACCGAAUCCCAAUGGCAGAAACAUGGCACUUUUACACAGGAGAAUCUAUUACGGUGGUAGAGCUAAACGAGACUGAUGGUAGUGUGAAGUUAACAGGCAUCGGGCCUGAUCCCCUGGCAGACAAUCAACAAGUGCAGUACACAGUUCCUCCAAAUGUAUGGUUUGGUGCUUUCCCAACAAAGGAUAUCGACAUCUCUGCUGACAAGAAGAAAGCUGUCAAAAAUCCUCCAAGAGACGCUGAGAAGGACUUCGCGUUAGUUGGAUGUACGUGUGCUCCUGCCUUCCAGUUUGAUGAUUUCGAGCUUGCAAAACGAUCUUACCUCGUAUCAUGCUUCCCAGAAUACGAGUCGCUGAUAUCUUUGCUCACCUUUGCUGAGACAUCCUAGUCUGGAUCUCCUCUUAUUUCAUGUCAGUAUGUUUACCAUUGCAGAUUUAUCAUAAUGAACUCUGAUUUGAAAUGUUUCUUGGUAUCCUUGUGAACGCUUCAACUGUGUCAUUUGUUGACAAUGAAACUCGCAGGUUUUGCAAUUAUUGUUCAGUAUUAUUGUUU